Molecule: messenger RNA, 1962 nt
Organism: Letharia lupina
Lineage: Eukaryota; Fungi; Ascomycota; Lecanoromycetes; Lecanorales; Parmeliaceae
Exons: 2
Coding region: 1-1962 (653 amino acids)
Source: RefSeq, a predicted model, not a curated record
AUGGACCUUAGCAUGGAUCUCAAGACGAUCCCCAACGCAGAGGAUGGCGUGGCCAUGACGCCGCCACUGCUCAAUGACAGCGUCAUGCCCUACAUGACGCCGUCAAACUUCCUGGCGUGGAUGCGCUGGAAGCUGGAAACCCCUGCCUGGGUGCUACAGGCUUUUGAAGAGCUAGUACGCGAUAGAGCUCAACAGGAUCUCCCAGUGAACCUGCAAUACUACCAAAAUAUGAUGGAACGCUUCAGAAACCACUCUGAUUGGGUCUCCAUGAGGCCGGCUCUCGAGAACAAGACGGUCCUCCGUCAAGCAGUGGUUCCCCACAGCACACCGGGCGACGAUCCAGCUUACUAUGAGUACGACAAGAAAACCUUCUUGUUGCCUAUGGUGGACCAGAAGCAAUUUAGUCCUUGGGGUCUCGAUCCUCAACGAUUCAUCGAGGCUAUGUUAUUGGCUAAUCCAGGUCGAAUCAAAGAACUGUCAACAAGCCAGAUAAUUCAAGCAGCGGGAAAAUUCGCCAAGCUACGUUUCCCAGGGGCAAAUUUAGGUCUGGAUCAGCAGUUCAUAAAGCAGGUAAGGGAUAAAGUAGGUGUGGGGAUUGUUUUUGCAGCUUACAAAGUCCAGUUCGGCACCUCAGAUGGACUGGCGGCCCUUUUGAAGCAUGAAAACGAACGACGUGCCAUCAUAGCUGAAGACCGAGCUUCCAUACGCACUCUCACGAGGAAUCCGGCGGCCUUGACGAAUGAGCUACAGCGUCACUGGUCUGGGAUGUUUGGCAAGGCUAGGAAGAGUGAGAAGGAGAUAUACCAGGGCGUGAUAAAACGCGAAAAAGAGAUAAUCCACGGCAAGCCCAGGCAAGAUCCGUACCAGCCUGGUGUGAUAUCGACCGAUCGAAGUCACGAUAUCUUGCGAGCGCAUCCCCUUCCAGAGCCACAUCGGGCGAGGUUGGCUUCUAGUGGUAUGGCAUUGAUCGUGUCUUUAGCGUCUCUGGAAGAGCAAGCGGUUUCCGUGACCGCAACGCAUUUCCACAUCCACGAGACUGAGCCCGAACAUAAGCAUAUUUGGGUCAAAUUAGAGCUUCUGGCAGCGUUCCACCCAGCUGUUGUUAUACCCUUCGACAAUGUAACCAUUAAGGAACGGGCACUUGCGCAGCUCCAGCACUCAUCCAGAUUCGACUUUCUAGAAGAGAAAGGCCUGCAGCUUGAUGCAUACACCUUGCGAGAAGACAUAGCCAAGGAGCCGACCUUCAUGCUGGGCUCUGGGCCACUGAGAACUCUGGCUUUGCUCGACGAAUCCUUGAGAGCUUUCUUUUGGUACAAGGGUUAUAUCUCAAAUCGAGACCUCAUUACUAAGCAUGUCCGCGGUAUAACUGAAAGAAAGGUCGUGAUUCGAAACAAUCGUGGUUUCGAUUGGGUACAGAAAUGCACCGUGACCAAAGCUGGCAAUGGAGACCAGAAUAUUCCCGCAGAAUCAGUGGAAAAGUGCUCUAUCUGCCUUGGAUCUCGAUCUCGUCUGCCGCUCGUUCGUGAGAACGUUGAACCCAACGAUCGGGACAUUCCCAGGCAAGUUCCAAAGUUUCCAGAUUACUUACGCUCGGUAUCUGCCUCCAAAAUGCCCGCUCGUAGAGGUGUUGUGCCGAAUGACAGGAACGCCCCCAAGUACGCUCCAGUAAAUCAAGAUAAAGUGCGUCCAGUGGCACCGCUUCCAGCGCCACUUGCUUCAGAUCUAGUUAGGAAUGACGCAAAAGCUCCCACGCAUAUCCCAAAGACACAACUCCCAGCAAAUGCUGCCGGCAUUUUUCAACCAAUCGUUCUUGCGAAUACGGUGGCCAACGAUGACCGGGGUCCCAUUUCUGACACGCAUACUCAUCGCCACGCGCGCUCGAAGGAUGCGUUCCAAACCCCCGCUCGUGCUAGUAAUGCGCCCAGGGGUGUCAAAGCGCCUAGCCGCAAGGUAAAUACUUGA